GGCGCGCGGACUGCGAGGAAGCUCCCCUCGGAGCGCACGAGCUAACAAAAGAGUGAAAACACCGCGCGGACCUUCUUUAACCGGACUUUGUUUUUUGUUGUCUCUCCCUUUGUUUUUGUUCUGCGCGCUCGGGGCGGCUCGGCUCCUCCUCCACUCUCGGACCUGCUCGCCUUCUGCCCGGGAGAAAGGCUCUUUUCAGUUCUGACUCGUUUCGUCCUCCGGAGGAUCGUCUACAUCGUCGGCUUCUUCAUUCUCUUUUGCUGGACUUCUGAUUCUUUAGGACGGAUUUUCAAAGCGUUUUCAACGUGUUUAGUCUUUAACCGCGCGCCUCAAAGGCGCAGGAUUGACCAUGUCCAGGCGGUCAAACCGGGCCGGCCGCCCAGCCUUCUUAAAGGAGCAGGGGGAGAGCGGUCAGAGCGGCGGAGCAGCCUCCUCCCGGGCCGCCGAGCAGUGCGAGCAGCCUGAGCCCGGCGAGGGGGACCCGUUUAGGGGAGGGAUUGCGAUGCCUAAUAGCCUUCUGGGUUACCAGUCGCGCUCGCCGCUCUUCCGAACCCUCUCCAGGUCCUCCAGCGGAUAUUUCUCGUUCGACAGCGAGCCCAGCUCUCCGCUCGUGACGCACAGCGCGUCCACACAGACCCCCAGCCCGUCUAGUCAAGUGAUCACUCACGCCCUGCAGCGCAUUGCCGAGGCGCGAGGGGACGCUCAGAGUUUCGAAUUAUGGCCCCCCUAUAACCACCAUCCGCCCCACGGAGCAGCGCCUGCGGGGGACAUGCGACCGGAGUCGUACGUGGCGCAAGAGCUGCGGCGCAUCGGCGAUGAGUUCAACGAGCUUUAUUUUCAGGGGGCAGGCAGAAAUGGGGGCAGAGUCCAGCUGCUGGCGGAGGAGGAACCCGCCUUCAUGCUGUGGAUGGGGCUCGUGAUCGGACGGCUAUUACAGCUCCUCCUAAGAAGAAGAUGAUAGGGACCCAGUGGACCCAGCAGACCGAUGUAGCACCAUGUAAAUAUUGUACCAAAACCAUCAGCAGAACUCGCUCUACUCUCGCUCUCUCUGGGUUUCUUCUCCUUCACCUCUGGAACUGACUGCGUUUCCUCUUCUGACUUCGACAUUCCCCGUCCAGAGAGGGCUACGGAUCUGGACGCUCUGGGACUGAGUGGGAAUUCUGGGACAAAACCUGGAAUCCGCAAUGUUUCCUGCGUCAAUGUGGAAAGCUGAGCCAUUAAAACACUGGAUAGGGAAGGCUGGACCAGCUUGUCUCUGUCUCUGGAGUUUUUCCCAAACGGAGAGGUGUGGAAAACGUGCCUUCGUCGCCUCCGUGCCCUUAUCUUUCUCUGCAGUGUCCACUUGUUGUUUGGUUUAUUGGGUUUUAAUCUGUUUCGACUAGGUUUAAUCUUCCUUUUUUGUUUUUAAACCUCACAUAUGUUUUGUAUUUAUUUACCACUUUUGUAUUUAAGUUGUUUUGUUUUUUUGUUAUUAAUAUUGAAGUGGAUGUUAGUCAGUCAGCUAUAUUGUGGUUCUGCUCGCCCUUCAUCUCUCCAUUGAUUCACUGAAAAUUUGCACUUCUGUUUUUAAUUAUGUCUCACCUGAAGACCUCCAGGGGGGUCAAUGAUUUGAUUAAUAAUUAUCCUGACGAAUUCUCUAGAUGGGAAGUUUGUAAGCGCAAAGGAAGCCGGUAGGUCAGAAAGCGUAGAUGGCCUUUUUCAGGCUCUCAUUCAUUUCACCUUUCAUCUUGUCAGAAACGUUAUUCAGAGGAAGAAUUCAGCCUUUGGCAGGAGUGUGAUUUUCACACCACGUCGUCCGCCAGAGAAACGUUAGCCUUGGCUUGGUGCCCCCCUGCUUUGAUGCCAAAGUCAUUAAAUGCUGAUGGAGGUUAAGAAGCACGGUGCAGCUGUUUUUAUCCUCAGUGAAAAUGAAUGAGGAGCAGCGAGUGAAUGAAACAAGAGGACGGACGAGAGAUGAUUUUGAUGAACUUAAUUUGGCCUGUAGCGACAUUUUAGCCUCUCUAAUUCACGUGAGAAUAUUUUUAAAUGAAAAACAUGAUCAAUCUUGAUGCAUUUGGGCAUUUCAUCACUUUGAGGUACCAACACUCAGAGAUUAAAGGGCCCAUAACAUAGAAAACCAGAUUUUUCUCACUUUUAAAUUUAAAUAGGGCUGGCCUGAAUAUUUCCAGUAAUCGAGUAUUCAUUCAUUAUGUUGAGUCCAGUCAGACAGUCUGUCUCCUUGUGUGAGAUAAUGUUAUAGCACACCUGGCAAAAAGUGGGAUAUUAGGAUUAAAAUACAAACGAAAAGCUUGUAAAACGCUGUUCGGGCCAGCCCUGGAGUUUAAGGUCAUACGUAAAUAUUGUUAAUGUCGCAAAAUGUACCUUUCAGUCUCCACUGCAAAAACCAGCCCGUUUUUAAUUCACUGUCUCUGUGAUGUCACAAAAACUUAUCACAUUUGCAUAUGUCUGUAUGUGGGUCAUUCUACAGAAACGUCCACUUUUCUGUCUCUCCAUAGGAGUCACUGUUACUGAUCCUCAU
Molecule: messenger RNA, 2518 nt
Organism: Colossoma macropomum (tambaqui)
Lineage: Eukaryota; Metazoa; Chordata; Actinopteri; Characiformes; Serrasalmidae
Gene: bcl2l11
Product: BCL2 like 11
Exons: 4
Coding region: 350-958 (202 amino acids)
Source: RefSeq, a predicted model, not a curated record